Molecule: messenger RNA, 1794 nt
Organism: Daucus carota subsp. sativus
Lineage: Eukaryota; Viridiplantae; Streptophyta; Magnoliopsida; Apiales; Apiaceae
Product: trihelix transcription factor ENAP1
Exons: 2
Coding region: 299-1468 (389 amino acids)
Cellular component (GO): nucleus
Molecular function (GO): transcription cis-regulatory region binding
Source: RefSeq, a predicted model, not a curated record
AACUGGUGGGUGAGUGUUGAUUUAUUACACAACAUACACCUCAUCCUUUCACACUUUCCUUCUUUCCUUAUCCCCAAUUCCCAAACAAACCCUAACAUGGUCUAAUUAGCCCCUCUUUUCUCUUACAACAAAAUCUUGACUUUUUUGUACUUGCUAAACUGCUCAAAUCUUGCAGAAAGUUGCAGAUUCUGAGUUGAACUCAAGUUUAUGUCUGAAAUUGAGAUUACUUGUGGAGUUCCUAGUUUUGGAAUUUCGGAAGAAUAUAUUGGUUAGGUUUUUGAGAACUUGCUAUUUUUGAAUGGAUGAUGCUGAGGACCCUUAUUCUGAGUCUCGAGGUUUUGAGUCGUCACAGUGUCCCAAGAUUCGUGUCCGGAAUGUAUCUUAUCCUCGCAAUGAUGGUGAUCAAUAUGUGGAAGGUGAUGAUGACACCGAAGUUGACGAACCAAAUGAAGAAGAGGAAGAGGAAGAAGGUGAUGGUAAUGAGGAAGAUAUUAUUCAGCUGAAUGGUAAGGCCGAAGAUGUCAGUGAUGAAGAUGAUGUUCUAGAUGAAGAGGGAAAUGAGGAUGGGGAUGAUAGCGAUCAUGAUGACGAAAAUAAUUCAAAUGAUUAUAGGAGGAUAGAAAGUGAUCUACACAGACAACCGAAGAAGAGGAAGAUGAAGAGCUUGCUAUCAAGUUAUGAAUUUGCUCCUCGAGUUCCAGCUCCUUUAGCUAUGACUAAAUCAGUUCCAAAGCCAUCUCAUGGUGGUCGGAAUGCACUUUCAGACUGGACUGAACACGAGACUUUUGUUCUACUAGAUGCUUGGGGUGAUAGGUUUCUUCAGCGUGGAAGGAAGAGCCUUAGAUCUGAAGAAUGGCAAGAAGUUGCGGAGAAGGUCUCACAGCAAUCAAAACUUGUAAGGACUGACACUCAGUGUCGUAACCGUUUAGAUACAUUGAAGAAGAAGUACAAAAAGGAGAAGAUGAAGCUACAGGGAAUGAUGGAUACAACUAGUAAAUGGGUGUACUUUAAAAAGAUGAACAUGUUAUUGUCAUCAACGCCACAGCAACCAAGGCUUUCACGUAGAGUGAAUUCUGUGAACUCUGAGUAUGUUACCCAGUACACCAGGGUACCCUUGAAUCGCGCCUGUGGUAUAGAUGAGUUGAGUAAUAGUCCAGAAAAUUCAGAAUCUGUCGAGGCCGAGGAAAAGGGUUCAGAUCUGCUUCCACCAAAGCGAACAAGCAGAGUGGAUGGAGGUUCUUUCAGAUUGCUUGCAGAAUCUAUUACAAAAUUUAGUGAUAUUUAUGAGAAGAUUGAGAGUAGCAAAAGGAAACAGAUGUUAGAGUUGGAAAGAAUGAGGAUGGACUUCUUCCGUGAACUGGAAAUGCAGAAGAGGCAGAUAUUAGAAAGAGCAAGCGCGGAGAUUGCAAGUAUACGCCGAGGAGAUGAUGAACAGAAUGACGAUUCUGCUGAGAAUUUCAGUAAUUGAGGCAUCUGUUUUUUUUUUUUAUCUUAGUGCUAAGGAUGGACUUUUUAGCAAACUUGAAAUGCUGAAAGACUGCUAUUGGAAAGCAAAGGCUGAGAGUGCAGAUAAUGGUUCUGCUAAAAUUUUCAGUCCUGUUUUUCAAAUCCUGCAUCGGAUAUUUACCUAGCUGUGUAUCGUAUAGACGUAUACUAUCCAGGCAUCAUCCAUUCAGGAUCUAAUGUUUGAGGCAAUAAAGUUGCUGGCAUAAAUGAAUGUAUUUGUUUCAAUAAAGAAACUUUGUAUGUGAUUCAGUAUGUUAAUCCAAGCACCAUUCUUAAUUUUUUAGCUUA